AUGAAAGUAGACCUUGAGGCCCCAGACAGGACACGCAAGAGGGAUAGAGAGGAAUGCUCUUCAGGAAAUGAUAAAGAAAGUCGGAAUACGGAUCCGGUACAUAUCAAAAAGCACAAGAUUUCUGCAAGAUAUUCAUGGUCACUUCGUCUUGUCCACUGGCUUCUUGCCCGCAGUUAUCUCGCUCAUAUUGUUUGUCUCUUUCUAUUACUUGGUGAACGUGCGGAUCGAGAUGUAAAUCCUCCCAUUAAUCCCGCCUUCAUUUAUGCUCAGGUACUUACCUUAAUUUAUUUCUGUUUCUUUUUGGAUCGCGACUCAUAA
Molecule: messenger RNA, 318 nt
Organism: Protopolystoma xenopodis
Lineage: Eukaryota; Metazoa; Platyhelminthes; Monogenea; Polystomatidea; Polystomatidae
Source: the annotation of a GenBank genome assembly